AUGCAGAUGGGGAGGUCGUCCAACGACCCGUUUGAGAGCAUCGAGCGGAUGGCAUCGUCGGGUGCGGUGGUGAUAUUGAGCUCGAGCACGUGCUGCAUGUGCCUCGCCGUCGAGCGGCUCCUCCGCGGCCUCGGCGUCGGCCCCACCGUCUACGAAAUCGAAAGCGACAGCCUGGCGGCCGCCCUGCGCGGGCUCGUCGGAGGGCCGGCAGCCGUCCCUGCUGUCUUUGUUGGGGGGAGGCUCGUCGGAGCCAUGGAACAAGUCGUGGCGGCGCACGUCGCCGGAGCACUCGUCCCGCUUCUCAAGGAGGCCGGCGCACUUUGGCUAUGA
Molecule: messenger RNA, 330 nt
Organism: Striga asiatica
Lineage: Eukaryota; Viridiplantae; Streptophyta; Magnoliopsida; Lamiales; Orobanchaceae
Source: the annotation of a GenBank genome assembly